ACUCGGCCAAUUUCGCCAAACUGCCACAAAUGCAUUCAAACCCUUCUUAUCUAUAAACGAAGUAAGGGUUCGCCGUCACUAGAUAACAAGCAAACAUUUAGCCUAUUUUGCACAAUUUGGAUGCAGUUUUUGUCUGAUAUUGUUUAUCUUAUCGUGAACGAGAAAUGGCAAAAAAAACCCAAAACUGCAUUAAACCGUGCACAGCAUGUCUAGACGACGGCGGGGGCACUUGAUGAUGCCAUUGAUUUCAGUUUAUAUUAAACACGCUUCCAAUAGCAACGUGUUGUAGAACGUUCGUGCACGACACGGCAGGCCAACGGUGAACAGCAUCGGGCUGCCCUUCCCUCCCCAGACGUGUACAUCAUGAUUGGUGAGCCCGAAUCGUUACCGUUGCAAACAGUGCGCCGACCGCAGCAGCAGCAGCAGCAGGGAACAACCACGGAGCAAGGGGAAGAGGUUGAGCACGGUGUGGAGGUGACAGGAGGCACCACCGGUAGUGCGAAUGAAGCUCGCACGCCCACGAUCGACGUGCACAACAUUGCGGGGCUAAUCACGAUCCUGACGGUGAACAUACACCAGCUAGAGUCGUUGCUGCAGGUGGGCUCGGAUUUGGGCUUCAAGUUCUGGCUCAACAUUGUGCUGGUGGCCAUCUCGAUUGUCUGUGUGUACCCGCUGCUAGUGCUGCGCAUGCUGCAGGGGGAGGGUAUUGCGCCCUCGCCACGCCGCUACUGGGCCAGCUUCGUGCUGAUGGUGAUCAUCUUCACCAUCAAUCUAACGCUGCAGAUUUUCAACGACUUGGACGCACAGUGUACUGCCCUGUUUAAUCAAGCGUUACCACCGGCGGGGCCACCACAGCAGCCACCCAACUGCAGUGCAGUCUGAGCCGGCAAUGGAACGAAUUCGGAGGCCAUGGUCUGAACGCCGCAAGGAAUGCAUUGACUUGCUACACAUUAUCCUGCUAUUCGCCACAAUACUGUCCGUGAAUGUGGCACAAACGAUCAACUAUCACCGUGCACACAGCGACAACAACAGCACGGCCGUUAGUGUUUUGUUCUGGCUCGCUAUUUUGGCCAUUAUAGUCGUAGCGGUGUUGCUGGUGGCCAAUGUAAUGAUACUGUUUUGGCCGAAGCGUUCGCCGCGGACUCGCUCCAUCGACAUACUACAGACGCGCAAUGUUAGUGUUGUAAUGCAUCUUGCGCUCGUUUCGCUCAACUUGGUGCUGCAAAUAUUCAACGAAAUAUCCUUCUUUUGUGAUAUCCCUACGUAGUGUGAUAGUAGCUGCUGCUUGCCUUCAUGAUGCCUGCCUUCCGAGACUUCGUUAAAAAGGAAAUACGUUAAUUUAUUGUACGCUGGUGUUAGCCUUUCGUUUUUGCUUUAACUUAUAAUUGUAAACGCAUAACCAACGAUUGUCGCACGCGCACGCGUCGCUGAAUAGUAAAAGAUUGGGCAUUAAUUAAAGGAUUUGAAUAAUAUUCACUCUCCCGUUUGGCGCAUUCCCUCCCUUAGUUUGUUUUACACACCCGAGAGGCGAUAGUUACAGUUACCCAACAGGCCAUGGUCCAAAAUACAA
Molecule: messenger RNA, 1570 nt
Organism: Anopheles merus
Lineage: Eukaryota; Metazoa; Arthropoda; Insecta; Diptera; Culicidae
Exons: 3
Coding region: 364-882 (172 amino acids)
Source: RefSeq, a predicted model, not a curated record